Molecule: messenger RNA, 1489 nt
Organism: Rhodofomes roseus
Lineage: Eukaryota; Fungi; Basidiomycota; Agaricomycetes; Polyporales; Fomitopsidaceae
Exons: 4
Coding region: 196-1437 (413 amino acids)
Source: RefSeq, a predicted model, not a curated record
AGCGCUGGAGCCACAGCGUCCAACAGAGCGCCCGGUCACACGCAUCGUCGCGGUGGGCGCGUCGGCACUGGCGCUAAAGGUGGUUACAUCUGUACACUGCGGCUUCCGUCACUGAACGGACAGUCUUUGCUUGCGACCAUCACGACCUAGGUACGGAAGGAGACCUCCAGUGACCUGGCGGUAUUAUCUUCAGGCAUGCCGUUGAAAAUUAAGAUCCCGAAGCAAUCCUCGCAGGCUCCGGAGUCGUCACAAUCCGCGAAGCCGAGUAAACGGCGGGUGGACUCCGAUUUAGAUGACGAUUACUCGCGAGAGGCGACAGAAGAGCCUGUUCGCCCUCGACCGAAGAGGUCCAGGACAUACGAGAGCAAUGGGGCUGAUGAGGGGGCUGUACAAGAGGGGGGAGACGAAGCGGAUAUCAACGUGGAUGUUGUAGGCGAUGAGCAGGUGCCACGCGCAACAAAGCGCGAUCCUUCCUCAUCGACGUCCCCGCCACCGACCAAGACUUCGAGGAGGAGCUCAAAGUCGACGACGUCGGACCGGAGAGGGAGUACAGCGGGCUCGAGCAAGCCGAAGCGGAAGACACGGCAGGUCGUUUGGACUGACGAUGAAGAUGACGAUGUGGAUCCCCUCGGUCUCACCGCCAUGGAUCCGGACGACGAUGAGUUCGAGCCCGAGCCCUCCGUCUCCAAACGCAGUUCGGGGAAGACGAAAGCUGCGAAAGGGGGCGCCAGGUCCAGUCGUACCAAGGCGAAGGUGGAGGAGAAAGAGAUAGUUAUCCGGGACGAACGUAAGCUCCCUCCCCCAGACCCACCAGCGCCCAAGGAGAAGCCCUCCACGUCUCGCAUACCUCUGAAGCGCCCCCCAUCCUCUGAGGAUGCGGAGGUCCCUGUCGAAAGCUCGGCAGCUACUGGGACAAGCGUGCCAGAUGACCCUGCGUUGAAGGCCGAGGAUGCGGAACCGCCGCCUCCCAAGAAACGCAAACUACCUCCGAUCAAGAAGAACAAGACUUCCACUGGGCCUUCAACUCCUGCUCCUGCUAAACCACCGACUGCUGUGUCCAAGGUGGACAGUAGCACGCCUGCCAAAGACCCGAACGGGCCCGUGGGCGUGGCGGCGAGAAAGCCUGCGGCAGCCAUGGGCGCCGCAGACUUCGACUUGCGAGAUGCGAGCGUGUAUGCGUCCCUGUUCAACAAGCCUGUUAAGCAGAUGCCUGAUUCGGGGCUCAACCGAAGGCAAAGAGAGGAAGACCGAAGGAGAUAUCUCAACAAGUUGCGCGACGAGGCGAGAGCGAAACGGACCGAGGAAGUUAAACGCGCAUUCGACUUGCAAGCCCCGCAUGACAAGAUCAUGCGUUUCGAAGAGAAGUUACGUGCGCACAACUCGAUUGCGUUGUAUCCCAACGUGUUGGGCGCGUUCUGGAAAGACCCGCGACGAUAGUCCUUCAAUGCCGGUGGCACUACAUGUACAACACUGCUAAUCUGCAUCGGAU